AUGCUGCUGUCACCUCAGGCAGAGAGGAACUGGGAGGGUCUCUGUGAGGUGCUUGAAGACGUGUUGGAGGACCAGUCACACAAGCAAUUGUUUGCCUUGGAGAUUGGCUCCGGAACAGGACAACAUGUCAUUAGAUUUGCACAGAAAUUACCCUUUGUUACAUGGCAGCCAUCAGACAUUAAAGAGGAGUGUCGUGACAGCAUAAAGGCAUAUAUAGCUGCUACCCAUGUUAAAACUGUGCUCCAGCCCAUCCUGCUGGAUGCCAGCGAACCUUGGGACAAAUGGACAGGUGUUUCUCGUAAUUCCUGUGAUGUUAUUAUUGCCAUUAACCUCCUGCAGUACAGCUCCUUCAAAACAGCACAGGGUGUUUUCAGUGGAGCCGGGCAGAUCCUUAAACCAAAUGGCCUUUUCAUAACAUAUGGGGUGUUUGCUGUUAAUGGCAUCAUCACACCCAGCUGUAAUGAAGUUCUGGAUGAAGAACUAAGGAAACUGAACCCAGAAUGGGGUCUUCCAGACCUAGAUGUGCUGAGACAGAAGGCCUAUGGAAAUGGGCUGCGUUUGGAGAGAAUGAUUGAAAUGGAAGACUAUUACAAAUGCCUCAUCUUUAGGAAGCUCUGA
This is a messenger RNA of Cyprinodon variegatus (sheepshead minnow), 618 nucleotides long. RefSeq names its product UPF0585 protein C16orf13 homolog B-like. The transcript is spliced from 6 exons. The record is from RefSeq and is a predicted model, not a curated record. Bases 1 to 618 code for a protein of 205 amino acids. NCBI's taxonomy places the organism in Eukaryota, Metazoa, Chordata, Actinopteri, Cyprinodontiformes, Cyprinodontidae.